Podarcis lilfordi (Lilford's wall lizard) is the source of this 23584-nucleotide messenger RNA. The record is from the annotation of a GenBank genome assembly. Lineage: Eukaryota; Metazoa; Chordata; Lepidosauria; Squamata; Lacertidae.
CUGAAAAUACAUCAUAAUCGUUACUAUUUUAGACCAACGUUUUGCAAAGGGCUCUCUCUCCGCAUUUAUGCUGUAAAUAACCAUCGGUUGCAUCUCCCCCGCUACACACCGCUCAGAAACCUCGGGCGGGGGUCGAGGGGCGAAGCGGGGCUGCCGGCCGCAUACAAACAAGCCCCGCAAGCGACCCGCCCUCCCCGCUAGACAGCAGCCGAGCCGCUCUGCCGAGUCACCGCCGGGCGGGUUCGGCCAGGCGGCGGGGGGCGUGGCUUCCUCGGGCUCGCUCGCUUCGGCCGCCGCUCGGAGAAGGAGGAGGCGUGGCCUCGCCCGGGGAUCGUUCGAAGUGGGCGGAGCUAGCGCUGCAUCAGGACCAGUCGCCAGCUUCUGCAUCCCUCGGAGUCGGGAGCAUCCUCAGGGCCACGGCAGAAGCGCCGCCGCUGCAUCCGCUGAAGGGGCCUCCCUGCGCGCACCGGGCCUUCGCCGCCGCUCCAUUCGCGCGCCGCCAUGGCAGAGAUCGCCAGCGUCCGCCCCAGCUUCGGUGAGUGGGGCCCGUGGGAGGCUGCUGCGCAAUUCCCUCUCCCGCCCCCGCCCCGUUUCUCUUUGCCUUGGCCGUCCCCUCCUCCACCCGCUCCCCAGCGCAAAACACCGGGCCUUCCUGGGCAUCCUGAUCUCUCCGCCACGGCCACCCUCGCCGGAACCCGCUCAGGCCGUGCCCGCCACCAUAAUUCUGCCUUGGCAAGCGUCCCAUCCCUCUACCCCGGCCUCCCCUUCUAUUCUUGCUUGUGGCAACUGGCACAUCUACAAACACCAGCGCGCUAAGCAGCCAGAGAGGGCCUUGUUUGCGCCGUGGAAGAGGCACCAUCACCACCGUCACACGACCACCUGGCCUCCAUCUCUGGGGUGGUGGGGUGGUUUUUUUUUGAGGGGGGUGGUUGACAGCUUCUCUACAUCCUUACUGGCACGCACACCAUUCAGUCGUGCAAAUAACGCGCGGCAUUAGCAGGGCGCACGCUCACGAACCGACCGCCAACGCUGAUCCACAGGGGAAAUCUCUCUCUCCUCCUCCCCCACUAGCCCGCUGCAACAUUAGGAUAUUCGGACUGUGUGUGGCUGAGAAAGAAUGCGUUCAAAGAAGCCCACACGCAGUUUGGGAAAGAUCCCCCCCCCCCCAAUGUUGGGACGGAAACCCUCUUGGACUGCGCGAUCCGAUCCAUGGAAGUCCCGCUGAGUUCAUCGCUCCUAAGCGAGGAGGGCUAUAGGAUUGUAGCCUCGAAGGCCAGAUUGCCAGCUUGCAUCCCACACCUCUUUGGUUCCCUUGUUCCCAUUAAUUUCAUUUAAAAAAUAAUAAUCCUCCAGGCUACACUUCUCUGUCUGGGUUUUGACAGCAUUGGCCAACACGCGCACGCGGCCGCGCGCGCGGCCAGCAAUGCCCAGCAUCGCUCAGUAUUUCACUUCCCUUCAACACACACACACACACACACACACACACACACACACACACACACAAUAUCCCCAUCAGCAUUUGGGCAGUGUGGAAAUCUUCGCAUCAGCCACCCUGUGAGGAGGUGGGAGCACAUGACAGCCCCCAAAUCCGGGGCCAGGUCUCCUCCGGGCUUUCCAAUCCCCAAUGCCAUCACCAUUCGUCUUCGCGUGCUCUUCCCCGUCUCUCCCUUCCCGUCUCUCCCAUCUCCCCGCCCCCACUCUCUCCUUGCACGGGCGUGCCUGGCCUUGGGAGCCGACUGGGUCAGUGCCAGGGGCAGAUCCGAGCCCUUUGAAGAGAUGCUUAGAGGGACACAUGUGGGGUGGGUGGGUGGGUGGGGAGGCGGCAAGGCGUUGCCCUCUGGCCUGAUCUCCUCCUGUGGGGGGCUGGAGGUGGGUGGAAGGGAAGGAGGGAACAGGUGCACAUUGUGGUGGCUAGGAGGAGGGCAGAAUGACGUGAUGUCUAUUCCGGGCCAGGCAGCGCCCCAGCCCCCAGAUAGCUUGGAGGGGAGGGUGGGCAAGAAAACAGCCUUUGUUCAAUGCACCCCUUUUUUGCAGAGGUUGCGGAGCAAGCAAAAUAUGGAGUUUCCUCACCCCCACCCCCCAAAUUCACUCAAGUCGUUGCUUGCAAACCACACAGACCCUAGCCUGAUGGCCUGUAACCUGGCCCAGCCAUCUCAUAUAAUUGCACCCCAUCCAUUGAGGGUUUGCUCAGAGACACCAAAUCACUUCCUAACCCUAGCAGCUGCCCCCACCUCCAUUGUUGAGACUCCCUGGGGUGUUCCCUCUGGGAGAAGUUUGAGGCCUCUCAUAUAUGCCAGGGAUCAUGAUGUCUUCUCAUUCAUCCAACAGUGGCUUUUUAAACAGCCUCUCGGCAUCUGUCUGCUCCAAUCCAUGCAAUAACGAGCCACAGGGACUAUCAGCGUGGCCUCUAGGCAGCUCCUCUUUGCCAGGUUGCAGCAAAGUUUCUGGCAGGAGCAUGAAUAUAAAAGCAAGAAGGGGGAGGGAAAUAAAGCUAUUCAUUCCCCCCCCCCCAAAUAUACUGAAAUGUAAAUAGAAUAGGAUCCUCAGGCGUAUUUGCGGACCUUUGAUUUGUAUUAAAAAUCUACCUGUGUGCCAUUCAGUGAAAAGUCUCAGCUUAUUUCAUGUUCUAAUUCUAGUGUGAACAUGUAAUGCUGAACACAUCUGCUGUCACACAAUGGCAUUUCCGAGAGAGAGGAUCAAGGUUGCCUGCGUUUGUUAGGCCAGUGUGGAAUGUUUUAUGUUAAUUAAAGCCCUCUGGUUUAUUUAUGUUUUUAUCACCAAAAGUGCAGCCUUUUAUUGUCCUCUGGGGUGGAAGGCUGUGUUGUGCUACGGCCCCAAAGCUAACUAAGGAUGCAGAAGUGAUAGCAUCCUCUCUGCCCGGUUAAGUCACGUGAACGACGACGACAACAACAAAAAUCACAGGGUCUAAAAUUCUGGAUUUAGUUCUUCCAGAAUAAAUAUAAGCACCUGGCUCUGGUUACUUGCAGUUACUAAUGUAGAACAUGGUCUCCACCUCUUGUACAAGUGUGCAUUGUGAUAGCAGAGAGGUAACCCCAGUUGUUAAUAACAGAAUGGCUGAAGUGGAUUGAAAGAGAAGCAAGCUGGAUUAGACAGAUGUUAGUAUGUGUCCCCAAUUAGAGUGUGCAUACGUCACUGAGGAUAUUGUUUGAGGAGUUUAAAAACGCAUAUGGGGGAUUAUUAUUGUUAUUAUGGGAGUUGUGAAAUGCGGAUGGCUUUGGAGGUUGGCAGUUUAGUAUCCAGCCUCCUUUUUUUUGCAGAUGUUUACAGUGCAGGUAUAUUCAAGAUUUCUGUUUUACACCCCAUCAUUUUAAUUCAUUGCUGCAGGAGUGACAGGCGCCCUGCAAUAUUGUCUCACAGGAACAUAGGAAGCUAACUUGUACAGAGUCACACCAUUUGUCCAUCGAUCUCAGUACUGUCAACACUGACUGGCAGCAGCUCUCCAAGGUUUCAGGCACAGGGACAAUUCUCAGGCCAACCUGGAGAUGCUGAGGAUGAAACCUAAGACCUUCUGCUUGCAUGCAGGUGCUCUACCCCUGACCUAUGGUCCUUUCCCUGUUCAUACAGCUUGCAAACACAUACACAAUCAGGCACAUGCACAUACAUGCACACACCUCCUAAGGAAAUAUAGGCUUCACUCAUAUUUCUUAUUAGCUGGGAGUAUGUCCCACUGAACUCAGCAGGAAGUUCUUCUGAGUAGGCAUGUGCAAGAUUGCACAUAGCCACUGAAUCACAGAAAAUCAGUAUUGCUUCUGACAGCCUUCUCCACCCUGGGGCCCUUCAGAUAUUGUUGGACUUCAGUUCCCAUCAGCUCCAGCCAGCAUGGCCCAGUGGUCAGGGAUGAUGGAAGCUGGAGUCCAGCAACAUCUGGAGGGUCCCAGGGGAAGACUGGUGUCUGUUAUGGUGGAAUUACAACACUAGUCAAUUGCAUACUUCCAGCAUUUCUCUGAUAAAAAUAGGGAUGUCCUAUUGUUAUUAUUAUUAUUAUUAUUAUUAUUAUUAUACUCUGCCCAUCUUUCCCCAGCCACUCUGGGUGGCUUCGAACAUAUAUUAAAACAUAAUAAACCAUUAGACAUUUAAAAAUUUCCCUAUACAAGGCUGCCUUCAGAUGUCUUCUAAAGGUUGUAUACAGUGGUACCUCUGGUGGUCUGUUCUUAACCUGAAACUGUUCUUAACCUGAGGUACCACUUUAGCUAAUGGGGCCUCCCACUGCCGCUGCACGAUUUCCGUUCUCAUCCCAAAGCAAAGUUCUUAACCCAAGGUACUAUUUCUGGGUUAGCGGAGUCUGUAACCUAAAGCGUCUGUAACCUGAAGUUUCUGUAACCCAAGGUACCACUGUAGUUACUUAUCUUCUUGGCUCGGGGGGGGGGGUAACAUAAGUUCACACCCUCCAACAUUUUUCCAAUGAAAACAGGGACAUCCUAAGGAAAAGCGAAACAUUCCAGGAUCAUAUCAGAAACCAGGACAGCUUCUGUAAAUCCAGGACUGUUCCUGGAAAAUAGAGACACCUGGAGGGUCUGCAGUUGUAAAGGCUCCUUGUUCCACAGGCUAAUAUGUUUGCCUUACAGCCAGGAGACCUUAAAAAAAAACACCAAAAUUUACAAAGGGCCAUGUGCAUGGUUCGAUUACAUAUACAGAAGGUGCAUACAAAAGCUGCUGCCCAAUCCUACUCAGCCCCCAAAAUCUAUCCCCAAUAGCAGUUCUGAAAAGAUGCUCAGGCUUUGGCCAGUUUUCAAAAGAAGGGAACUGCAUAGGUCAGUGGCAGAGCACCUGUUUUGAAGGUUCCAGACUCAUUCCUCAACAUUUCCAGUUAGGGCUGGGAAUUGUCCGCUAAUGAAAAUUCUGAAGAGCUGCUGCCAGUUAGCACUAGACAGCUCAGAGCCAAGAUGGACCAAUAGUCUGACAAUAUUGGUAGAAUGCAUUCCAACAGGCCUUAUAUAUCAGGGGCAGCCCAUAAUUUCUGGUAAGUGUCUUUAAAUAAUAAUAAUAAUGCUGUCCUUAUUUUGCAUUUUGGGGAAAAUACUGGGUUUCUAGAAGUUUUAUCUCUGAUUGUCCAGGAUGGUGAGGCACAGAUGUGUUUUAAUUCUAAUGUGAAUGCAUGGAGACAAAAUGUCAGCAACUGUAGCUGCCCACCCAGAUAGUGAAGGCUGCUGAAUGUGUUGCAAUUGCAGCUGUUCUGUGCAAAGUACAACCAGACCCAUUGUGAAGCUAAGUAUUCCGUUUAAGCUUUCUUAAGUGUGCCGGGUUGGGUUGGGGUGUGUGUGUGUGUGUGUGGGUGUGUGUGUGUAUGGAAACAAAAUGCAAAUUGUUAUGAUAAAAGCAGCGAAGAGACUUGAAGAAGAUGCAGUUUGGGAGGGUGUAUGCGGGGGGGGAGCGGUGUCAGGGAGCGAGAGAUACGCUGAGAAUAGGGGGGUGAUAACAGAAUCACUUAGAAUCAUAGAAUGCACACAAGAUCAUUCAUGUUUCCAUCUGCGACGUGUUGCCAUAAGGGCUGCAUGGGUUUGUGCAAGUGAAUGUGAUAUUAGGGAGUUUCUGGGUUUUUGUGAGCACCGUUCUUGAAUGCAGAUUUGUGUGAGUGAGUGUGCUUGUUUGUCUGUUUAUUUGCUUGCUUGAUUGCUUAAUGUAAUUAUAUCCCGCCUUUCUCCCAAGCUGGGAUUCAAGAAGAUUUACAAAAUCUCGAAAACGUCAUUAUAAAAUACAAAGCAAUGAAAGUUAGUUAGAAACAAUAAAUUAAAAUGCAAUAUAAAACGCAUUUAGAGCCAGUGUUAAAACGCCGAUUGCCCAUCAUCGUUUGCACUUGGGUUGUCAGAACAGGGAGGUCUUAGCUUGCCAGCAGAAAGAUAACAAGGAGGGAGCCAGCCUAUCCUUUCUUGGGAGGGAAUUCUACAAUAUGGGUGCAGACACAGAAAAGGCUCUGUCUCGUGUCACCACCAACUGUGAUGUUGAUGGGAACUGAGAGGUGCUCACCAGAGAACCUUAGCACCCAGGCAGGUUCAUAAAGGGAGAUACUGUCCCUCGGGUAACCUGGGCCCAAGCCAUAUACCGUAUUUUUUGCUAUAUAAGACGCACCAGACCACAAGACGCACCUAGUUUUUGGAGGAGGAGAACAAGGGGAAAAAAAUAUUCUGAAUCUCAGAAGCCAGAACAGCAAGAGGGAUCGCUGCGCAGCGAAAGCAGCGAUCCCUCUUGCUGUUCUGGCUUCUGGGAUAGCUGCACAGCCUGCAUUCGCUCCAUAAGAUGCACACACAUUCCCCCUUACUUUUUAGGAGGGAAAAAGUGAGUCUUAUAGAGCAAAAAAUAUGGUAUAUAUACACAUAUGCACUUGCAUACACAUUAUUUAUCAUCAUUCCCUCUAUUGCCAGUAUCCAGGCUGUGAGUGCCUAUUCUUUAUGUAGCCAAAAUGGCACUACCCAUGCAAAAGAGAGCAGUAGCUACAUCUCAAGGUCUGCAAAAGUUCAGUCUUGAGGGUUAUGAACUAUUGAGGAAACCGAAAAAUUUCCUGUUACGCAUGCUUUGAUCUGACAUUAUAAAUAUGGUUGCCUGCAUCCAUCUGUCUUGAGAUAUAAUGGAGUGUGCCUCCAGGGGUGAAGUCAAACUUCUGCAUUAGCAGUACCAAAGUGAUCUCCCUGGGGUGCAAACCUGGGCAGUGUGUAUGGAGGUCCUGGGCUGCCCAGACAACACCCCCCCCCCCCGCCUUGCUGAUGUGGUCCAAAGGAAAGCAGAGCAAGACGUUUGGCAGCAGCUUGGGUGCAGGAGUUGCCAGAAGGAGGCGAACAAGGCGCCACCCAACCAUCUUAGGGACUUCAGUCCCAAUUUGUGUAAGAUUUACUCCCUAGCCUUUUCUCUGCCCGAAGAUAUCCCAAAAGAAAGUGGAGGUUUAGAAACAGAGGUUUCCUUCUCCUAGUUCAUGGGUAGGCAAACUAAGGCCCGGGGGCCGGAUCCAGCCCAAUCGCCUUCUAAAUCUGACCCGCAGACAGUCCAGGAAUCAGUGUGUUUUUACAUGAGUAGAAUGUGUCCUUUUAUUUAAAAUGCAUCUCUGGGUUAUUUUGUGGGGCAUAGGAAUUUGUUCUUUUUUUCCCUCCUUCCAAAAUAUAGUCUGGCCCCCCACAAGGUCUGAGGGACAGUGGAUUGGCCCCCUGCUGAAAAAGUUUGCUGACCCCAGUCCUAGAUGGGCUACCUUCCCAGGUGGAUGAGCCCCAUUUGCCCCUCACUUUCCUCUAUAGCACCUGCAGAAACUGCCUUCCUGACCAUUGGACCCACACUUGGUCUUGUCCUCUCAAUCCACAAGAGACUGUCUUCACAUGCAGGGAAAGUCCCUAACUCACCGAGGUCUUGUGACCCAUCGGCUACCUUCACCUGGUUUAGCUGGCCGGUUGAAGCCCUUUCCAGGGUGUGGCUUCUGUCACAUGCUGAUAGCUUCUGAGAGCCAGUGUGGUGUAGUGGUUAAGAGCGGUAGACUCGUAAUCUGGGGAACCGGGUUCGCGUCCCCGCUCCUCCACAUGCAGCUGCUAGGUGACCUUGGGCUAGUCACACUUCUCUGAAGUCUCUCAGCCCCACUCACCUCACAGAGUGUUUGUUGUGGGGGAGGAAGGGAAAGGAGAAUGUUAGCCCCUUUGAGACUCCUUCGGGUAGUGAUAAAGCGGGAUAUCAAAUCCAAAAUUCUUCUUCUGGGAGCCACAGGUGAGAGCUGACCAAAGGUGGACAAACUAGCCCAGAAAGAGCACAGCACGUCCCACACCAGAGGCACUACCCCUCCCCUCACACCCCGUAAAUAGUUAUAAAUCGCAAUUUACAAUUAGUAACAAUGGUGAAACUACGCAUAGCUCAACAAUGGAAAAAUAAAAAUCCCCCAAUACCGAUAAACCGGCUGAGGAAAGCACGUGGAUUAUAAAACUAGCAUACGAAAGGAACGUGGCAUAUAAUCAUUACAGAAACAAGUUCAUUGAGAAAUGGGCCUUAUUCAUUCAAUUCUGGAAUGACAAAGUAAGAGAUGAAAUACCUCCUUAUAAUUUAUUCACAUUAGUUUAAUACUCUGUCUUUAUGCAAUAAGGAAAAUGGAAGUAGAAAUAUUAAACUCCCACAUCUGCAUUAUAUGCCAGUACAUAGGCAAUGCUGCAACUAAAUCUAACAGUCUUAAGGAAAGCAUGUAGCAAUAAGUCUAUUUGCAUAUGAAAUGCCUUCUAAAUGAAAUAUGAGUUUUUAGCAUAUAUGAAAAACUAUAUACUGAUUUCUGCACAGAUUUACAAACACAGUAUGACUAAUAACUGUGCAGCAGCCAUUAAGUAUAUUUUUGCCACUUUGGAACGACAGUGUUUGUUUCGGAAUCUGUUUUCCAUGUUUCCUUUAUUUUUUUAAAAAAAUGAUUAUGCAAAGCCUGAAAUUUAGCGAUUCAAGGUUUCAGGUGAGGGCAUGUCCCAACCCAACCUAGAGGUGCCAGAAUCAAUCCCAGGACCCUUCUGCAUACACAGCUUAUGUUCUGCCACUUAGCUACAGCCCUUCCAUUGGCGCCCCCUGUUCUAGGGGGAUAAAGUGUCCCCUAAUUAUUUUUCAGCUGCCUGCUGUCUACUCUGAAUGAUUUUGGCUUUGUUUUAGAGGGGGGUGUCCUCUUGCACCAGGGUGUAUUUUCUGGAAUUUCUACCCCCACCCCUUGCAAACUAGGGUAAUUCGCACAGGAAAUUUUUUGAACGCCUUAGAGAGUGAACUAAUUUAGCAUAUUCACCAUACUUUAGUAAAUAGUUGGGGGGGGAAGGCUUGGAAACUGCUAAGCUUGCCUAAUAUAUUCACAGCUGGCUCCUGUUCGUCGUUACUGAUGAAUUUAUUAAAUGCCUGGGGCGAGGGGGUGGGCAGGAAUCGGAGGGAAAUGAAAGCACUGGGGAAAAGAAUUCCAAAUCAUUUCCACAGGAAAAAUAAAUAAAUCACACCCUGCAUCAGUUCCAGGCUUGCUUUGCCGUGCCUUGCAAUAACCGGGCCUUUCUGUUCUCUCCAACAAACAAGAGGCACUGAGUUAAUCUGGGUGAUGUCAUCAGCACAGCUGAGGUCACCCUUUUGUGUGUUAUGACUUGAACAUUAAAUUCCAUGGUUACCUUCUCAUAGCUAGCGGCAUGGAGAGCGGUAUGACACCCCCUACUCACACAUACUAAAUCCCACCAGUGCAUAUUUUGUGUGUGUGUGUGUGUGUGUGUGUGUGUAUUCUGCACUCAUAAUAAGCCUCUGUACACACUGUUCUUUAAAGCACAUUAGAAUCAUAGAAUCGCAGAGUUGGAAGAGACCCCGAAAGUUAUCUGGCCCAUCAGUCAGUCCAUGUUUAUUUAAGGCAAAGAGGCAGCAUAAUUUCUGCAUAAUUCUCUACAUAAACAAUAAAAACGGUUGAUAUGGGGUUUAACAAUCAAUAUGCUAAUUAAGUGUUCUUAAAAUACGUGCAUCCAGUCCAACCCCUGCAAGGCAGGAAUCUUUUGCCCAACUUGGGGCUUUAACCCACAACCCAGAGAUUAAGAAUCUCAUGCUCUACUGAUUGAGCUAUCCCGGGAACAUUAUUUCCCUCAAAGAAUUCUGGGCACUGCGGUUUACUACAAUUCCCAGAAACCCUUAUCAAACUACACAUAGCGUGCAAAAUGCUUGGCAGAAGUAAAGCAUGCUUUGAAUAGGCUUUGAAGGCAUAAGUGUGUUGUUGUUGUUUAGUCGUUUAGUCGUGUCCGACUCUUUGUGACCCCCUGGACCAGAGCACGCCAGGCACUUCUGUCUUCCACUGCCUCCCGCAGUUUGGUCAAACUCAUGCUGGUAGCUUCGAGAACACUGUCCAACCAUCUCGUCCUCUGCCGUCCCCUUCUCCUUGUGCCCUCCAUCUUUCCCAACAUCAGGGUCUUUUCCAGGGAGUCUUCUCUUCUCAUGAGGUGGCCAAAGUCUUGGAGACUCAGCUUCACGAUCUGUCCUUCCAGUGAACACUCAGGGCUGAUUUCCUUCAGAAUGGAUAGGUCUGUUCUUCUUGCAGUCCAUGGGACUCUCAAGAGUCUCCUCCAGCACCAUAAUUCAAAAAUAAUUCAUAAUUCAUAAGUGUGUACAUAGCUUUAAAAGAUAUAUUAAGAGUCUUGUGGUACUUGAAAUGCUUACACAGGCCCCUGCAGAGCUUGUCUGAGGCCUAGGGCAAGUGUACCUGGCUGCAUACCCUCCAACAUUUCUCCAAUGAAAAUAGGGACAUCCUAUUCCAUCAUCAUCAAAAUAAUCAUUUUACUAUUUAUACUCCCCCCGCUCAUUUGACUGGGUUGCCCCAGCUACUCUGGGUAGCUUUAAACAUAUAUUAAAAAAAUACUAAAACAUUAAACAUUUAAGAACUUCCCUAUACAGAGCUGCCUUCAGAUGGCUCGGGGGUCAGAUAACUCCAUACCCUCUGACAUUUCUCCAGUGAAAACAGGGAUGUCCUAAGGUAAAGUGGGACAUUCCGGGAUAAAAUCAGAAACCAGGACAUCUUCAGCAAAUCUGGGUCUGUCCCUGGAAAAUAGGGCCACUUGGAGGGUCUGUGUUUUGCCCACUGCACGGGCCUGCAGGCUCACCCACAUCAUACCUUUUCAAGCUCAUUUUGCCCCUCAAAGAAUUUUGGGCACUGUUGUUUACCCUUCACAGUUAUAAUUCCCAGCAACCCUUAACUAACUGCAGCGCCCAGAAUUCUUUGAGGGAAAGAAUGUGCCAUGCCUUUGAAGGCUGAAUACAUUUAGAGCACACGGCUCUCCUGAAAGAAUCCUGGGAACUGUAGUUCGUUAUGGAUGCUGGGUACUGUCAAUCUGUGAAGGCUAAACUACAAUUCCCAGGAUUCUUUGGGGGAAGGCAUGUGAUUUAAAUGUAAGGGGUGUACGUAGCCUUUAAAACCUGGGGGAAAGGACUGUCUCAUCACUAUUAUUUGUGAGCUGCCCCAGGGAGACUUUCCUCAUCUGGAGCUCAGGAUAAAUAAAGAGCAGCUGGCUGAAUAGAUUAUCCAUCCCAGUGGUCCCCAAAGGGGGCGCUGGGAUUACCUAGGGCAGCCCUAAGAGGCAAAUGGGCAGCAAGGGGGUGCUGAAGGUGUAAAUGACUACCAGACUUUGAAAAGCCGGUAUCUGUGGAUCAAGUUCUUCAGUUUUGUUGAAUUAAUUAACCUAAAUAGUUUUAAUUGGAUUUCAAAUAAAUGUGCAAUUAAUUGUUACUGUUCUCAAUGUUAUGGCGCUAUUAUCAACCUUAGCAAGUCAUGCAAACUGGUGUUCUGAAUAAUGCUUUUUUGAUAUAUCGUCCAAAUCCAGUUUCAAAUCUAUGUCAUGAUGCUGGUUUUGUAAUUUUAGGCUUGACAAUAUAUCGCAAAUCAGGGUGUGGGUGGGGAAGGGUGCUAUGCAAAAAACCACAAUGCGGGGGAAACUGCGAAGCCAGCCAAUGCCUUUACAUAGCUAAGUCCUUAUUUCAGGCAUUGUGAUAUAUCCGUAUAUCACGAUGGUUAGCUGGUGAGAUAUCGCAGUGUUGAAAACCAGACGUCGCCCAGCCCUAGUGGGGAUGAGUUUAUGGAAACCAAGGAGCCGAUGGCUCAAAAAAGUUCGGAAACCACUGAUUUAUCCCCUCUCCCUUCCCCAUUCCUCUCCACCUCACCCUUCCCCACUCACAGAUGUCUCCCCGAUCGUGGCGGGCCUGAUUGGCGCCACCGUCCUAGUGGUGUCCGUCUCCAUGACGGUCUUCGUGUGGACAUGCUGCCACCAGCACGCGGAAAAGAAGCACAAGACCCCGCCUUACAAGUUCAUCCACAUGCUGAAAGGCAUCAGCAUCUACCCAGAGACCCUGACUAACAAGAAGAAAAUCAUACGGAUCCGGCGAGACAAGACGGGAGCUGCCAUGAAAGAUGGAAGAGGCAACCUUCUGGUGGACGCGGCAGAAGCUGGCCUGGUGGGCUCCGACAGGAUCUCCAGCGCGGCUCCCUGUGUCAACCAGCUCCCGAUCAAAGUCGAUUACGGGGAUGAGUUGAGCCCGGACCAGAGCUUGACUCCGGCAGGCAGCAAGCCUUCCUCUCCCUCUUCCCCAGAAGAAGAGGUGACUCUGGGGACGCUGACCUUCUCCGUGGACUACAACUUCCCCAAGAAAGCUCUGGUCGUGACCAUCCAAGAAGCCCGCGGGUUGCCGGUCAUGGACGAGCAAAACCAAGGCUCCGACCCCUACAUCAAGAUGACAAUCCUUCCCGACAAGAGGCACCGGGUGAAGACGCGCGUCCUCCGCAAGACGCUGGACCCCGUCUUCGACGAGACCUUCACUUUCUACGGGAUCCCCUACAGCCAACUCCAGGACCUGGUCCUCCACUUCCUGGUGCUGAGCUUCGACCGCUUCUCUCGAGAUGACGUCAUCGGGGAGGUGAUGGUGCCGCUCGCCGGGGUGGACCCAAGCACAGGGAAGGUCCAGCUCACCAGGGAGAUCAUCAAAAGGAAUAUACAGGUAGGGGAGUUGGGACCCGGGGGUUUAACUAGGGGGACUGUCCAAGUUCCUUUUCCUUUUACAAGACCUUUAGAGACCAUAGGCACUUAAAUGAUUUUGGCACCCCCAUAUAUAUCAAAUUCAAAAUAUAAACAAUAACAAAGUAGAAAAUGAUUUUUUGAAAAGAAACCUACAGUAAGAUGGAAAAUAACGUUUAUUUUUGCAUGCUUUCACCUUAUUUAUAUUUGGGGGGGGGAAUUUUCGUUUUUCUAAUUGCAAAGUCUUUGAUCAGAUCCUUACGUAACGCAUCUGCUUCUACACUUAGUAGAGAUAAGGCAUCUUGCCUGCCUUGUUGCACAGUUGUUCUGUUGGGGUUUCUUAAAUAUACAUCAACUGAGAAAAUGGACGCCCAGCCGAAUCAUCUGUAAUAUUUGUAUGUUAUUUCUUCAUUUAUUGCGGGAGCCUUUUUCGUGGAACCUGGUUCAGCUGCACUGUAGUAAAUCUGGCAAUGGAAAAUUUAUGUGGCGCCCUCCUUCCCUUGAUGCCUUAAGCAUGCGCUUAUGUUGCUCCAUGCCCUGUCCUCGCCAUUGGUGUCCAAGCGAGUGGGAUGGGGGUGAGGGGGCUGUGAACCAUCAGUAGGGAUUGUACCUGCUGGUAGGACCCACAAGACAGGUGUGCUGAUGCAAGAGCCAAGGGAAGCUGGUCUGUGACAUGGACCAGGACUGCCCCUCUCAAGUCCAGCACCCUGUUCUAGCAGCAAAAAACCAGAUACCUUAAUGCAACGUUGUUGGACUACAACUCCCAUCAUCUCUAGCCAGCAGGACCAGUGGUCAGGGAUGGUGGGAAUUACAUAGUCCAACAGCAGCAGGAAGCCCAGGUUCAAGAAACACUACCCUAAAGGGAAGGAAAGCCAAAAGCAGGGUCUGAGCGCAGCAGCGACUCUCCCCACCUGGGACUAUUAAGUAGUAGACUGCCACCAACAGUGCAGGGAGAAGCCAGCCAUCAUGGCUAGGAACCAGUGAUAGCCUGAUCCGUAGUGAAUCUUUCAUUUAUUUUAUUUCACAAAAUUUAUAUACUGCUUGAUUGUAAAAAAACAAACACCCAGCAACCUCAAAGUGGUUCACAAAACGAAUACAACAAUGAAAUUACUAGUAAAAUACAGUCAUAUUUACACAGCAUAGUUAUACAGUAAAAUACAAUUUAAAGUAUUCAAUAAUGAUUAAAACCAACAAUAAGCUAAAAAGCAGAUUUAAAACACGUGUUGACAUUUUAUGUGCCGAUAGGCUUUGCCUAAACAAAAGAAUGUUUUUAGCAGGUGCUGAAAUGAGUGCAGCAAAGGCGCCUCUCAACAGGCAGGGACUUCCAAAGUAUGGAUGUAGCCCCAUUAAAAAAGAUGGAUUUUCUUACAAAUGCAGACCAAGUAAUAUGUGGCAGCUUCAACAGCGCUGGUUAUUAUACCCACCAGCCGCUUUAUACAAAAGCGUCAGAGUGGCACUUGAUAGGAUAAAAUGCAACACGUAAAAACGAUGUGAAAGCAGAAAAAAAAUAAAAGAAUAAAACCAGGAACGAUACAAAAUGCAUAAGAUGCUCACCCAGUAACAUAUGAAUAAGGAGAAGUCCUAGCCACCCCCAACUGAAAGAUGAGCACCAGUGCAUGAGGCAACAUUAAAUAACCAAAGGUCGGAGUAAACAAAAGGUAUCAGCCUGGCUCCCAGGGGCUGACAGGGAUGGCGCCAGGCAUGUCUCCCUGGAGAAAGCAUUCCACAGACUUGUCUCAUCCUCUCUGAAAGCCCUCCAAGUUGGUGGCCAUCGCUGCCUCGUGUGGACGUGAAUUCCAUUGUGUCAUUUUGUGCUGUUGGGGAACAAGUAUCACCGUAUUUUUCACUCCAUAAGACACACCGGACCAUAAGACGCACCUAGUUUUUGGAGGAGGAAAACAAGAAAAAAAAUAUAUUCUGAAUCUCAGAAGCCAGAACAACAAGAGGGAUUGCUGUGCAGCGAAAGCAGCGAUCCCUCUUGCUGUUCUGGCUUCUGGGAUAGCUGCGCAGCCUGCAUUCGCUCCAUAAGACGCACACACAUUUCCCCUUACUUUUUAGGAGGGGAAAAGUGAGUCUUAUAGAGCAAAAAAUACAGUAACUGUGCACCUCUGGGAAUUGGAGACAAGGCAAAGGUUCACCACAGCAGCAACUGGGGCUGUUCUCAGGAGAUCCAAAGAGAGCUGUUGUCCGAGCACAGGCCUUUUCUGCCUGGUCCAGAAGGACUGUUUCAUAUUUUCCUAACUGCAGAUUCCUUGCAUUCCGCUGAAACUCCUGGGUUCUGCAUGAGAGGAUGCAUCUCAAGCUCAGAACGGCACGAUUCCAGUUUUCUGGGCAUGUCUCUUCCUCCUCCUCUAAAGAGGAGGAGGAACAUCUGUUCUGUAACCUGGGAUUUUGCAAGGCAUUGUUCCAGCCAGCGGAAGCGGCAGACUCCCCGGGAGCGCGAGCAGUAAUGCAAACAAGCGCAGAGCCAGCAAGGACAGUAAUCAGACCAAGGAUUGGGGUCAGCCGCCUUCAAAGUGGUAGCUGGAAAGCAGCCAGAUCAGCACUAUGGAGGAGGGCGCUUUGGGAAACUGGGCUACAUUACGACAGAUAAACAGGAUGUGGAUUUUUGCUCAGGCAAUACACAAUCUAAUGUUUUUUUUCUCUGUGCGUGUGCUUAGCUCCCAAACAAACGUAACAGGCAGAUUUGGGGGGAAGGGAAUAGCACGGUGGCAGGGAAUCUGUCCCGGGUUCAAUCCCAGCACCUGCAGAUAGAGCUGGGAGAGAUUCUGCAUUUGAAAUCCUGGACAGUUCUUGCAGGUCAGUGCAGAUGAUACUGAACUAGAUGGGCUAAUGUUCUGACUCUGCAAAAGGUAGUUUCCUCUGCUUCUGUGGUCUCCUUCAGGGAUGGGAAGCCUGUGGCCCUUUAGAUGCUGUGUGUGACAUUGUGGCCCGCUUUAUCACUCCCCUUCAGGAGUCUCAAAGCGGCUAACAUUCUCCUUUCCCUUCCUCCCCCACAAUGAACACUCUGUGAGGUGAGUGAGGCUGAGAGACUUCAAAGAAGUGUGACUGGCCCAAGGUCACCCAGCAGCUGCAUGUGGAGGAGCGGGGACGCGAACCCAGUUCACCAGAUUACGAGACUACCGCUCUUAACCACUACACCACGCUGGCUCCACGCUGUUGUUGGACUCCAACUCCCAGCAGCCCUUGCAAGAGGGGCCAAUGGUCAGGGAUGAGCUGCAGUCCAGCAGCAUCCUUCCAGGAGCCACAUCCCAAGGGCAGGCAGAGCCAGAGGCAGAAUGGGCAAAGCAAUGAAGGUUUCCUUUGUACAGUAGGCUGCUUCUCUACACUCACCCCCCUCUCUAUGCUCCAUCCAGGCAAAUAAAAAGGAAUAGCAGAGUUCAAGGACUCAUUCCAGCAAGGCAGAUGCACCGUGGGAGCAGGGCUGAUAAGGAAUGUACAUAAGGAACACAUGUGGAGAGACCCAAGGACCAGUUGGAGAGGUCUGGAGGGCCACACCAGAGAUUCUCCAUCUUUGGCACAAAAGAAAGCUCCUCUGGCAGAUCUUAGGCUUCCGCUUUGAGUUGUCUAGACAUUUCUUUAAUUAGGCAGGAUGGGUGGCUUUCAAAUAAAUACAUAAAUCCCGCUUCAAUGGGAUGACACACCUCUCUGCACAAUUAGAGGGGGAGAAAUAAAAUCUUUGGGCUCGUAAACCAGCUGUUGUGUCUUGCUGUCGGGCUUUCUAAGCAGUUAAGCUUCCCUUGCUUCUGUCUGCCUUCCAAGCUGCAACUAUUGCCCCAUUCUAGCUGGUCUGAGGAUCUGUGAUGGGGAGGGGGUCCCCCUCCCCUUGAGCAAAGUCAGAAAGCAAUUGACACUGGAACAGAAAGCUACUGGCUUGCAGUUAUUCCUGCGGCUGAGAACUGGAAAUGUUGGCACGUCUUGCUUGUGGGCUUCCCAUAAUGCGUAUCUGAUUCGCCACUGGGAAAACAUGAUGCUGGAUUAGAGAUGGGCCAGCGGGCCGUUCUUAUGAUGCAGAGAGGGAUGAGAAAGUGAGUUACAGGCAAGCUGUUAGGAGUCGCAUCUUUCAGGACCAGGGAGAGCUCCUUGAGACAACAGGAAGCCAAUCCAAUGAAAGCUCCCUUUUUCUGCCUUCCCCCUUCCGAUGUCUUUGGACAAUAGUUCCCAUCAGCCCCUUUGUAAACUACCUGCUGCCUUUGUAAACUACAGUCAUACCUUGGGUUACAGACGCUUCAGGUUGCAUUUUUUUGGGUUACGGAAUUACCGGAAGUACCGGAAUAGGUUACUUCCGGGUUUCGGCGGUGGCACAUGCACAGAAUCACCAAAUUGCGCUUUGCGCAUGCGCAGAAGCUCCGGGUUGCAACCCGAGCAUGCGCAUACGUGCCACUGCAGGUUGCGAACGUGCAUCCCGCACGGAUCACGUUCGCAACCCGAGCGUCCAUUGUACUUUGCUAUUCGGGGUUGCGGGGAAGGUUUUCACUAUCAGAGUAAAAAGAGGUGGGGGUGGGAAAUCUGUGUGGCUCUCCAUGUCCCAUCAGCCUCAGCCACCACAGCCAACUGUUCAGAGAUUGUGGGGACUGGAGUCCAGCAACAGCUGGAGAGCCACAGCCUCCACACUCCUCUCCUAGGCACAUGUCCCAGCCAAUCAGGGAUCACACAUUAAAUGCACUUACAACAGAGAUGUAAAGCAGGGAUGAGGAGCUCAUAGCCUUCCAGAUAUUGUUGGGCUAUGUCUCUCACCAGCCCCUAGCCAGCAUGGGUCCAUAGCUCAGAGGUUUAACAACUGUCACAAGGUCCCAAGCUCUGUCCCCAGCAUCUCCAGGUAGGGCUGGGAAUGCCCCCCUGCCUGAAACUCUGGAGAGCUGCUGCCAAUCAGUGUGGACAGUGCUGAGCUGGGUGGACCCCAUGGUCUGACUCAGUGAAAGGCAGCUUCCUAUGUUUCCAAGAGUCCCAAAAGCUGGGCAGAGAAGCUUGGAAGGCCCUUGACCUUAGGACAUGUGCGUGUGUAGGAAGAGAGUUCAAUGGGAGAAGAGGAGGGAGAGGAAAAUUAAAACUGGUAAUGGAAGGAGGAGGGGAGUACAGCCUGUGGCAGUGGUCAGUUUAGACACUUGUGAAGACAGAAGGAGAAAGUGUGACACACAGAGAGAGAGAGAGAGAGAGAGAGAGAGAAGGGGGUGACGGAAGGAGAGGGAAAAGCAAUGGCCCCAUUCAUUUCCAGCUGCGGCACCACUAAAUACCAGCCAUGUAUGAUAUGUAUGCAGCUUUAGAUGCUUAUGCUAUAGCAACUUCAAGGCCCCCUCCUAAGGUUGCCAUACGUCUGGAUAUACCCAGAAUACUGUAGUCAGAAGCAGUGUCUGGGCAGAAAUAUGCAAAAUGUCCAGGGAAAUCCGGACGUAUUACAACCCAUGUCGGCAGUGUCGUUUUUGCCAGUUUUCCUAAAGAAAUAGCUCAAAAUCAACUUUGCUCGCCCCCCUCCCGCAAAAAAUAAUAAUAAUGUAGCUCUGUAAGGGGAAUAGGGAGUUUCAUAUGACAUCUCAGUGCCCAUAAUAAACUACAGUUCCCAGGAUUCCUUUUUUUUUUUUUUUGCAGGGAGGGAGUCAUAACUGUAAAGAUGGUGUAAGAGCUCUUUAAACGUACAAUGGUACCUCGGGUUACAUACACUUGAGGAUACAGAUGCUUCAGGUUACAGACUCUGCUAACCCAGAAAUAGUACCUCGGGUUAAGAACUUUGCUUCAGGAUGAGAACAGAAAGGAUGAGAACGGCAGCAGUGGGAGGCCCCAUUAGCUAAAGUGGUGUUUCAGGUUAAGAACAGUUUCAGGUUAAGAACGGGCCUCCAGAAUGAAUUAAGUACUUAACCCUAGGUACCACUGUAUAGUGCAGAUGGGGCCCUAGUUUCCAAUCCCAAUGUGCAAACCAGACUUUGCUGGUUCAGAUGCCUCAAAGCAGGAAAGGCUGGGCAGGGGGAAUCACUGCGGAUGAGGGGAGGAGAGAGGGUCCGUCUCACGUCUGGUGUGACAUCCGAACCAGCCUCAUGCAUGUUUCCUGACAGCGCCCCUACAGUGAAAUGGAGCAGGGUCAGCCAGCAUGAUGCCUUACAGACAUUGCUGGACUCCAGCGCCCACUAGCCUUGAUCACAGUCAUGGCUCUCCCACCCCCAAUGAAUCCUGGGAGCUGUAGUUUGUUAAGGGCACUGGGAGUCGUUAUGAGACUCCCCCAUUCACCUCACAGAGCUACAAUUCCCCGGGAAAAGGAAUUGGUUGCUAAACCAUACUGGGAACGGCAGCUCUGUGAGGGGAGUAGGGGCAUUUCCUAACAAAUCUCAAUGCCCAUAACAAACUACAAUUCCCAGGGUUCUUUGGGGGAAGAAGCCACGACUGCUUAAAUAAGCAGAAGAGUGCUUUAAAUAUACAGCGGUACCUCAGGUUACAGACGCUUCAGGUUACAGACUCCGCUAACCCAGAAAUAGUACCUUGGGUUAAGAACUUUGCUUCAGGAUGAGAACAGGAUGCAGUGGCAGCGGGAGGCCCCAUUAGCUAAAGUGGUACCUGAGGUUAAGAACAGUUUCAGGUUAAGAACGGACCUCCAGAACGAAUUAAGUUCUUAAACCGAGGUACUACUGUAUGGUGCAGAUGACGAAGAGUCGUUUGGCCCAAAGUGGGCACUUUCCACUUGUGAUUCCGGGAGGAAGGGAAAGGAGGAGGACUGGCUUUAGACAAACGUUAACUCAAGAGUCCCGGGCAGUUCCCAAAAUGCCGAAUCUAGGACACGACGGCCAUGGCAACCCGGCCUGCUAUUCACAGCCUUAACAACGGCUUUUUUAAAACACUUGGCAAGGCUCUGUUUUAUUUCCACUGUAUUAACUCCCUUUCAACACAGCCAUGUUUUUCCUUUAAAAAAGAAGGACAAAUGACCUACUCACUACGGACAAGUCAUCUACCACCGAAAAGCAUUUAAGGCCACAGCGGAAGCACGGAGGAUGUAAACAAUGAAACGCCACACCCUCCCCGAUUGUAGAGUUCGCUGGUGAUUUCGAACCUGCUUUUUAAGGUGGUGGUGGUGGCUCUUUCCUAGGAGGUCAGGAUUCUGGUCCCCUUCAAAGGUGGGCCAUAGGAAGCUGCCUUAUACAGAGUCCAUCUAGACCCCGCGGGGGGUUACCCACACUGACUGGUAGCAGCGGGUCUCCACGGCUGCAGGUGACAGGUCUCUCCCAGCCCUACCUGAAGGAGUGAACCUAGCACCGCUUCAAGCAGGUGCUCUCCCACCGACCUACAGCCCUUCCUCUAGAAAUACAAGAUUCUAGUCCUCAUUGUUCUGCACAAAGAGCUGAUUUUAAAUAGGAACAUGGGAAGCUGUCUUAUACUGUGGUACCUUGGGUUAAGAACUUAAUUCGUUCUGGAGGUCUGUUCUCAACCUGAAACUGUUCUUAACCUGAGGUACCACUUUAGCUAAUGGGGCCUCCCGCUGCCGCCACACGAUUUCUGUUCUCAUCCUGAAGCAAAGUUCUUAACCCGAGGUACUAUUUCUGGGUUAGCGGAAAACCUGAAGCGUCUGUAACCUGAGGUACCACUGUAUAUCAAGUCAGGUCAUGGGUCCACCUAGCUUGGCGUUACCUAUAUUGACCGGAAGCUAUCUUGUACUGUGUCAGACCAUUGUUCCGUAUAAUAAUAAUAAUAAUAAUAAUAAUAAUAUUGAUACCUGUACAAACAGGUUGUUGGACUAGAUGGGCCUUCUUAUGUUCUCCUUCCCCACUGGCUUCCUUCAGCUGACCUUUUCUAGAAGAAGAGUUUGGAUUUGAUAUCCUGCCUUUCACUCCCUUUAAGAAGUCUCAAAGCGGCUAACAUUCUCCUUUCCCUUCCUCCCCCACAACAAACACUCUGUGAGGUGAGUGGGGCUGAGAGACUUCAAGGAAGUGUGACUGGCCCAAGGUCACCCAGCAGCUGCAGGUGGAGGAGCGGAGACGCGAACCCGGUUCCCCAGAUUACGAGACUACCGCUCUUAACCACUACACCACACUGGCUCUCUAGAUGAUGCAUUCCCCCCAUUUGCAGAAACUGAUAGGUGGACUUGAGGGUGGCCAGGGCUGCUUGGGGCCUGUUGUUCUGAGGAUGUGUGACCUUAUCUCUUUCCAGAAAUGCGUCAGCAGAGGGGAGCUGCAGGUUUCCUUGUCUUACCAUCCUGUUGCCCAGAGGAUGACUGUGGUGGUUUUGAAGGCGAGACAUCUGCCCAAGAUGGACAUCACCGGCCUCUCAGGUAGAAGCUAUUUACCCCGCCUCAUCUCCGUAUUUUCCUUGUGUGCCCCUUUGAACGCUCUUUUGCUCGUGUUAUUUUUUAAUGAGGGGUGGAUCUGUUCAUUUCGGUUCCUCUCGGUUUCUCAUUCCCCCCCACCACCUUAAAUUCAGUUCCCUGCAUUUCUGCAGCGAUUUGCUUUUUUUUUAACGUGAAAACCUGUCAGCAUUUUACUGCAACCCCCCCCCAUAAGUCCAGUUUUGUUUGCAGUUUUGCCUAAUAGACGCAUUUUGCAAAGCAAUUUCCCCACUUUUGUAUGCAAUUUUAUGCACACUUGGUACAUGCAUUUUCGUACAUAUUGUUGGAGAACACACAGUGCUGCAAAAUUUGGAGAGGUGCAAAGGAUGGUGGUGCUUCAAUUCACGUAGUUUCAGAGAACGCGGAUUUUGUAGGUCCACCUUUAAAUGCCACCUGAACUGAGUUUCUCCCUCCCUCCCAUUUGUAACCAGUGAGCCAGCUUAUGAAUCCUGUGCAUCCUUGGAAAGAUCAGAAGGCAACCAUCCCUUUCUCCUAAUGUUAUCCCCAAAUCUACUCUCCUGCAGCUGAAGCCAACUAGUUCUAGUCCUGGCCAGGACAGCAGCAAAGAACAUCUCUUUGCCCUCUUCUAUGUGGCAGCCCCAAAAGAUGGCACUGUGAAGUGCCCUAAGCAUUAAAAACAACAACACCCCAACAUCUCCAGGGUGUUUGAAAUGUAAAGCCCCAAAGACACAACUUGAUCCUUCAUUUGAUGUUCAUAUCUUUUGAGGACAAAUUCCAGCUAGACAAAGAGCACUCGAGGAAGGCGCGGAGCAGGGCUGGUGAGGGGUGUGGCCUGGGAAGAGGGGGUGGGGCCUGAAGAGACUCCAGAGGGCUGGAUAGCAUGACAUAGUUGGCAUUUCUCCAUCCCUGACUUGCACAGACCAGGAUCACAACGUUCAGUGGCUUUGCUUUAUUUUUCAGUUACCUCCCUCAACGCGAGCUCUGGUUCAUGAACCCCUAACAGAAUGUUCUCCUCGGUCUCUUGAGUUAGCGACCUUGUGUUUAGGAGAUUGGGGUUAUAGUUUGGCUUGCCUCAUCUUGAGCUGCUUGCUUUUCAGGGUCCCCACCCAUGCCCCAGAAACUCUGCCAUCAUACAAAUUCCUAGAAGAGGAGAGGUCUUAGCCAAGGGCUAAACAGAACAUCCAUGUGGAUUGGCAGUAUUAUCUCUGAAUACUAGUUGUUAGGGGCACAUCAUGGGAGAGAUUCUGUUGCCCUUCAGGCCCAGGUUCUGAGCUUCCUGGAGACAUCUGGCCAGACUAAUGGACCUUUGGUCUGUCUGCUUAUGUUUUUACCUUCAGCCUUGUUCCAGGACUCGGGAACAUAUGAGAGAAGCAGAGAAGCUAGAGAUGGGGGAGCCUGUGGCUUUCCUGAUUGAUGGUGGACUACAACUCCCAUCAGACCCUAGCCAGCAUGGCCAAAGGUCAAGGAUGAUGGGAGUUGGAGUCCAGCAAUGUCUGGAGGGACACAUGUUCUUCCAGGAAUCUGCCUUAUACUGAAUCAGACUCUUGGUCUGGCUUAGCUCUGAGCAUUGUCUACAAUCAUAGAAGCAUUGAUUCAUAGAAGCAUAGAGUUGGAAGGGAGCAUCCAUGGCAGACGGCCAUCCAACCUCUACUUAAAAACCUCCAGUGAUUGGCAGGAGCUCUCUGCAGAGUCUCAAGCAGCUCUCUCCAGGUCUUUCUCAUCCCUACCUGGGUUUGCAAGGGUUUAGACUCAAAUAAUAAUAAUUUUAAUAAUAAUAAUUUAUUAUUUGUACCCCGCCCUUCUGGCUGGGUUUCCCCAGCCACUCUGGGCGGCUUCCAACAAAGAUUAAAAAUACAUCAAAAUGUCACACAUUAAAAACUUCCCUUCAGAUAUCUUCUAAAUGUCAGGUAGUUGUUUAUCUCUUUGACAUCUGGUGGGAGGGCGUUCCACAGAGUGGGUGCCACUACCGAGAAGGCCCUCUGCCUGGUUCCCUGUAGCUUUGCUUCUUGCAGUGAGGGAACUGUCAGAAGGCCCUUGGCGCUGGACCUCAGCAUCCAGGCAGAACGAUGGGGGUGGAGAUGCUCCUUCAGGUAUACAGGUAUAUUGAAUGACCCCUGGGGUCCCUUCCAACUCUACAAUUCUAUUAUUCUGAUGUGUUCAGGGCAGCUGUUUACCAGCUCCAUCUGGUAUGCCGGCUGAGACCCUACAACUUUUAGAAGACACCUAAAGGCAGCCCUGUAUUGGGAAUUUUUUUUAAUGGUUAGCAUUUUAUUAUGUUUUAUAUAUGUUGGAAGCCAGGGACAACCCAGCCACUCUGGGCAGGAUAUAAAUAAUAAUAAAAUUAUUAUCAUCAUCAUUAUUCCUUUACUUUCUUCAUAAACAUGGUGAGCCAAUCUCACUCCAAUUAGGGUGAGGGGGGUCCCUGCUCAUUCUGCAGAGGGGGGGAGGUUCCCAGAGUUCUGUCCCCCCAAAAUCCCGCUUGGGUGAUACUGCCAGUUAUCGGCCUGUGUUAUUGGCUCGCUCCUGUUCCUUCUUUCCGGCAGACCCCUACGUCAAGGUGAACGUGUACUACGGCAGAAAGCGCAUAGCCAAAAAGAAAACUCACGUCAAGAAGUGCACUUUGAACCCCGUCUUCAACGAAUCCUUCAUAUAUGACAUCCCCGUGGAUCUCCUCCCGGACGUCAGCAUCGAAUUCCUGGUCAUCGACUUCGACCGCACCACGAAAAACGAAGUGGUGGGCCGGCUGAUCCUGGGAGCGCACAGCGUCACGGCGGGCGGCGUGGAACACUGGCGGGAAGUGUGCGAGAGCCCCAGGAAGCAGAUCGCCAAAUGGCACAGCUUGAGCGAAUACUAG